Molecule: messenger RNA, 3834 nt
Organism: Symbiodinium sp. CCMP2456
Lineage: Eukaryota; Dinophyceae; Suessiales; Symbiodiniaceae
Source: the annotation of a GenBank genome assembly
AUGCUGCUGAACAAUGCGAGUCUCGGUGGCUCAGCUAGAACCGCUUGCCAGGAGGCCUUGUCACACUUGGAGUGUUCUGGCUCGGAGUUUGAUCCGCGCUGGACAGAACUUCGCUUGGUGAGCAGAGCGCAUCGGGAGGCCGGCUUGCGCUGGCGUGAGGAAGGCAGCGACUCGGCGCAGAAGGCCUUUGACUUGAGCACUUUCCUGGUAGGCUCCUGGUGGAAGGAGCUCUCUACGGCGCCGAUCACCUUCGACCUGGUGCUGAAGCGCCUGGAGCCUCCUUCCAGCCUCAGGGGCCUAUGCUUCUACGGACUGGUGACCGCCAUCUUCAUUCGGUCGCAGUUUCUCUCCGAGCGCUUGGGGAAUCACGCAGAGGCUUUGACCGGACUGCAGGAUGGCCUUUCGAUCUUGGGAGGACGCCUGCACCUGGACUUCAUCCGCGAGGCGAGCUCGUGGCCGUUCGGGGCCUUGGACUUGCGUGUCAACCGGGACGCGCUGCAGAGUUGGCUUGACUUGGAUGUGGGCACUCAGAGUGUUCGGCCUGCGCCCUUCCGCACGUCGCCCUUCACCGGCCUCCAGGAGAUGAAGCCCAGACCAGUGGCCCGCACGAAGGCGUUUUGGCGCCGCCUGGAGUCCAGUCGAGGCUGGAGGCAGCGUCGGCUUGGGCUUGCUGUCUUCGGCGUGCACUCCACUUUGGUUCUCGAGCCAGCGACCAUGCUAAAAGCGGCGCUGCGCUCCUGGGACACCCGAGUGCAGAUCUUCAUGCGAGAUUGCCCGCGGGGGAAUGCCGCCUGGUCCCACCAUUGUGCCUUGCAGUGCCAAGCGCUGGGCAGCUGCGAGCCCGGAUCGGAAGGUAGCAGCCGGCUGUGGGUGGACCUGGUGCACAUGUUCGAGGAGGCUAUCCACGAACGGCGGAGAUACUACCAGGUCGCUGAUUACCUCACUGUCUUAGUGGAGAUGCAUCGGCUAGACCCGGAUCUGCGUGCAGCAGAGAUGUAUGUCUGCACAGCACCAUUGGUGUGCAGCUUGCUACGUGCAGUUGUGGAGAAACCUCUGCUGGCAUAUCUGGGGAUGCAGCUGCACGUUAACGUGGACAGGCAGACAGACCAGCUGUGGCUGAUGCACUUUCAGGCCAUGGUCAGAGACCAACAAAGCAAUGUUUGGGCCGCCCACAACUUUGCGCUGAGAGAGCAGAUCCGGUAUGCCACUGGAAUGCAGCUCGAAGUGGUGCGACCAAGGGCUCUGUACGUGCAGAGAUCUUCCAAGCUGUAUGGCACCUCGCCGGGCAAAGCAUUCCGGCGCCAGGUGCUGUUUUUCCGCAGCAGCUACUUCCGUCUUUCACUGUUCCUUCCCGUCCUGGAGGCGCACGUUGAUGCAUGCGGGUCGCAGCUGCCUCUAGCGCUGCGCGUGGUGCGAAGCGGGGACGAUUUUGUUCCGUUCAGACAGAUGGGCCGCUUCCGGGCGGCGGUGCUUUUCCCGUGGGACCCUGCUUUGAUGGCUUUCUACGAGCUCUACAGCUUAGGGCCGGCGCUGCUCCUCCCAAGGAGCGCCUGGAUUUACAAAAUCCAGCAUUUCAGUGGAUGGACCACAUUUCAGGAGCUCGGGGCCGUUGAGUUUCCGCACCUUCCGGAAGGACUCCGUGCCGAUCCACGGCCCUUUUGGCGGCCAGAGACCUCGGUCCCAGAGACCGUGCUGCAUUGGUAUGCCUACUCUGACUGCAGCCGCCUUCCGCAUCUCCUGCGUUUCGAGUCCUUCCCGGAACUGUUCCGGCUUCUCCUGGACUCACAGCGCCUCCGCAGCGCGCGGCGCGGGAUGCGGCACCACAACCGGCGGGCCCUCCAGUCCGGCCUCCGCUGGUAUCGGGAUGCCGCGCUGUGGCUUCUAGCUCACGCGGAAGAAAACCGAAAUGCGAGGCUCGAGGGUUGGCCCGAGAUGACUUCGACUGAGAGGAAGGUCAUGAUCCACACUGUGGCGAAAAUGAACCACGCGCGGCGUGAGGCCAUGAGAAGAAGGCCUCAGCCGCUGGAGCCCUUCAAGGGUCACAAAGAAAGGACAGAGGGCCAUGCUUGUAGGAGUCCUCCCUGCUCGCGUGACCAGAGCUCCUGCCGUGUGAACGGCAACUGCUGCUCGGACCUUAUGUUCGAGAUGCUGGUGGACUUCAGCAACUACCUCACUAGGCUGAACGUGACCUUUAUGGUGUCCGAGGGUACGCUUCUUGGCGCAGUUCGAGAUGAGGAUAUAAUUCCGUACACGGCAGACCUGGACAUAUUCGUACCACGAGAAGGCUGGGAACGGGCAAUGCUCAUCAACGAGGAGCAGAUGGGCCCGAAGUCCUACCACUUCAUGGUUGAUCCAGACCAGCCGCACUGUGCCCGGCUGUGUGCUGUGUGGGAGGGCUAUCCUGUAAAUCGAGCGCCCUUCAAUGAGCACUUUGAGUGGGACACCGAGAAAGUCGGCAACGACCUGGCCUAUUACAUGGACAUCUACGAUGAAGACAUGGACUUCGCCAUUGCCACCAAGCACCUCAUCUACCCACCAUCUGCCGUGAAGAUCCGCAAUCACACCUUUCCGGCACCACGGGAGAAGGACAUCUACGUGGAGGCCAGGUAUGGGCCCUCCUGGCGCGUCCCCGACCAUCAGGCCAGGGAGCUGGCGGAGAAGUAUCCAACCCUCGAAGAAGCAAGGGUCUGGUCUCAGAACAUGCUCAUGUUGCGGGACGCCCGUCAGAAUUUGCAUGCCGGGUUCCGCCUUCUAGAGCGAGCCAGCGUUAGCUUCAAGACGGGUGAUAUACAAAUCCGGGCAGAUCAGGAUCCGCCUCACUACUCGGCCAAGGCCGUGGUCCUUGAGGGCUUCGAGAUGUCCGCGGACCGGAAGGUCACUGCUGGGAGGGUGACAAUCUUCCCCCCGGAGCUGGACGAGGAGCAGAUCGUGGAGUACGUCAUGUACUGGGCCAAGCAGGAGAUUUCUUGGUCAGAUGAGCUGCUGAUUCAGCGUGUGGACUCAGGCUUCUCUUCUGAGGACGACGCAGUAACCGAGAGCUCGACCACGAAUGAGGCUUGGUGGUACAGUCCAGAGGUGAUUCGGCCAGUCGCAAAGAUCUGGCGCUGCAAAAUGGCGGCUAAUCCCUUUAAGGCCUGCAGCGUCCGUGGCAUGCCUUUGCAGGUGGCAAUUCCCACAGGCAUUUCCGUGCCAGAGACAGCAACUCACCUCGGAGUCACAGCGGCAAACGAGGCAGGGGAGAACACCCGGCUGACGGCUGUGAGGUUGUUUGGAGAGGAGCAAGACGGGUUCUCGAGCAAGGUCCUCUUGGGAGUCUUGCAAGGCUUUUCCAUUGUGAAUCGGGCAGAAUGUGGUGCAGGCCAGCGUUCCUUGGCACUCGAUGGCUGGAAGAAUGCCUUGGAUUCGAUGAUGAAGCGCAACGAUGCUUCCAUGAAGGAGGCGUUGAGCCUGUUGUCAGACUGGCUGGAGCCUGUUGCUCUGACACUGCAGGACUGUGGCGCCUCCACCUCGCACCAACAGUUUGUUGCAGCCCUGCUGCGCCUCCGCAAUGGUGUUAUGUUCUACCAGCCCGGUCAGGCGUUGUCAAUCGACAAGGUGUCCAUCUUCCAUUGGGUGAACACUGCCAUCGCCUCUUUCAGGAGGGAGGAGUACGGGUUGUUCGGCAGGGAUGUUGGCAAUCUCGUGCGCCAGCUAGUCCCACUAUCCCCAGUUCAAGAGCAGUCAGACCCAUCCAAGCUCGCGUCCGCUGCACCCGAAACAGCUGCGGAUGCCGAAGUGGAAUCCAUGUCCUCCAGCUCAUCUGGGCAGGGGCUGAAGGUUGCGCGUUCAGAAUGA